Molecule: messenger RNA, 1004 nt
Organism: Thunnus maccoyii (southern bluefin tuna)
Lineage: Eukaryota; Metazoa; Chordata; Actinopteri; Scombriformes; Scombridae
Gene: abitram
Product: actin binding transcription modulator
Exons: 6
Coding region: 97-645 (182 amino acids)
Biological process (GO): regulation of filopodium assembly; dendrite morphogenesis; regulation of actin filament polymerization
Cellular component (GO): nucleus; lamellipodium; filopodium tip
Molecular function (GO): actin filament binding; actin monomer binding
Source: RefSeq, a predicted model, not a curated record
CAAUUUGUUGUCCGUCACUCAAAGUCGUGGCUAAAGUACUGCUGCACAUCACAUUAUAUAUUUUUUUUUUUACAGCUUGUAUUGUGAAUACUUUUGAUGGACGUCGUGGAGCAAAAAGACACAGAAGAAAAUGCGCCUUCAGUUAUCGACCGUUAUUACACACGCUGGUACAGAGCCGAUAUGAAGGGGAAACCGUGUGAGGACCACUGCAUCCUGCAGCAUUCAAACAGAUUAUGUGUCAUCACUUUAGCAGAGACUCACCCGGUCCUUCAGAAUGGGCGAACAAUCAAAAACAUCAAUUACCAGAUCAGUAAUGGAUGCAGUCGGCUAAACAACAAAGUGUCGGGGAAGUCCAAGCGGGGGGGUCAGUUCCUCACUGAUUUUGCACCUUUGUGUAGGAUAACAUGCACAGAUGAAACUGAGUACACGAUCUACAGCUGCAUCAGGGGUCGUCUUCUUGAGGUCAAUGAGAAUAUUUUAGAAACACCUGCUCUUUUGCUGGAAAAGCCAUCCACAGAAGGAUACAUCGCUGUCAUCCUGCCAAAGUUUGAGGAGAGCAAGAGCAUAACAGAGAACCUGUUGAGCAGAGAGGAGUUCGAGAGCGUCAUCUCCAAACGGAGUGCCGCCCAAUCACAACCCUCUUGACGGAGCUGCACUUUCUCGCCUUAUUCCAGUCAGAACUGUUCUGGGAAAGUUUCUUUCUACCACUCCCACAAGGUUAAGUGAAGAGUGGGAACACAAUCCUGGAAAGUGACAUUUACACGGGCUCACUUCAAAGGGACUAUUGUGUAUAAUGCAAGCAUUGCACUUUGCCUUUAGAUUAUUAUACACUGAAGAAGUUUUCCGAAAGUGCUUUAUUUAUUGUUUUGUUUUUCUCAUUUGAAAAUGAAAAAAUAGAAGAGAGCAUGACAUGGAUUCUGUUGUUAAAUACCCCUAAUAAUGUUUAAUUACAAUUAUUUUUGUAGAAUGUCAAAAAGAAAAACAACAAUGAUUUAAGAAAAAUA